Messenger RNA from Wasmannia auropunctata (little fire ant), 1513 nucleotides. It is a transcript of the gene mRpS31, whose product is annotated as 28S ribosomal protein S31, mitochondrial. The record is from RefSeq and is a predicted model, not a curated record. NCBI's taxonomy places the organism in Eukaryota, Metazoa, Arthropoda, Insecta, Hymenoptera, Formicidae. The transcript is spliced from 8 exons. Gene Ontology annotation, cellular component: mitochondrial small ribosomal subunit. Gene Ontology annotation, molecular function: structural constituent of ribosome. The coding region runs from base 188 to 1441 and encodes 417 amino acids.
GGUUUCUCUCGAGUUCCCUUUAGGUUAGAAGUAAUCUCUCAUUUGUAAUCUUGCAUUACUUAUUAUUAUUUUUUAUUCUACAACAGCGUCUACGAUUACCUGUUUCUCGAAGCACUGUCAAGUGCUAUCGCAUAAGCGUUUGUAUCUCAGUGCGAAAUAAUUGAUUCGUAGAUAUUUACGUGCAAAUAUGUUGUCCUUACAUAUAUUAUCGAAAUGUAAUAUAAAACCUUCAAAUGGAAUAUUAUUUCAAUGGAUAAAUAUUUCUGCGAGAUUAUGCUCUUCAUCUUCUACAUCAUCAGAUUCAUCUGAUUCUGAUUCUGAUACUGAAAAAGCAAAACCAAAGGUGACACAAGUUAAAAGUGCAAGUUCUGCAAAUGCAACAUCAGAUAACAAAUAUGAUUUGGAAAGCUUCUUGAGUAACAUGAUACAAGCGAGAAAGCUGCAAAACACCAUUGAUGUUGCCAUGCAGCCUAAAAAGAAAUCACAAGCUAAAUUGGAGAAACCCGUACCUUUUGAAAAGAAAAUAGUAAGUGCGGCAGAAGAUGUGGCCAAUAUGCUUGGUGGGGAUAAAACGAAGACUACAUCAGACUUGCUUGAAAAAGUUCUUGCAUCUAGAGUACAAGCAUUAAGAGAAGAAUCGGCAAGCGUUGAAAGGCAGAAUGUUAAUGUCAAACAAUCGCAAAAACACAACGUACAAAAAAAUUUCCAAGACAAAGAUAUGGAAAAGUCUAUAAUACGAACUCUGUUGGACGAAUAUAAUAGGCAACCAGUGAAAGUAGUUAAAGAAAGUUCCCAAGAAAAAUAUACAGAAAAGAAGUCUAUAAUACAAAACCUGCUGGAUGAUUAUAAUAAGCAACCAGUAAAAGUAGUUGAAGAUAGUGUAACAAGAAAAUUAUUACAAAGUCGUAAAGAAUCUAAAACACAGUUAGAGAAUAAAGAAAAGCCUCGUACCAGGCUUAAAGAUGUCAAUUUAUGGGAUGGAAAGCCUAGUCAAGUUUUCGAAAAUAUGGGUGCCAUUUCGCCAAAUAUACCGGAAUUGAAAACGUGGGCGGUGUUAGAGCAAAGAGAAUUAAAAGCAAUGACAACUUAUCCACCUGCCAAUGUUUUUCAAGAGCUGAUUCUUUGGACGGAGCAAGGAAAAUUAUGGAAAUUCCCCAUUGACAAUGAGCAAGGAAUGGAAGAAGAGUACAAUGUUCAUUUCUCAGAACAUGUCUUUAUGGAACGUCAUCUGAAGGAAUGGUGUCCUAAAUCGGGACCGGUACGUCAUUUUAUGGAAUUAGUGUGCACUGGACUUUCCAAGAAUCCAUACAUGACAGUUCAAGAGAAAAUUGGACAUAUUAUGUGGUAUAAAGAAUAUUUUGGAUCUAAACAUGACCUGUUGCAAGAAAUAGGAGCAAUUCAGGAGCCAAUCCCUGAUAAAUUAAAACAGAUUACAGAAUAAAUUAACAUUAGUGUAUUCCAUAAUUGUAAUGUAUUUCUUAUUGCUAAAUAAUUCCCUCCCUUUAUAAACACA